AUGUGGUCGACCGCCGCUUCUUGGAUGGCACUGAUUGCCCUGACUGCAGCCCUUACCAAAUACUACAAUCCUGACCUGUUCAACAAGUUCACUGGAAACCUCCUUGUCAGAUCAGACCCCCCAGCAGAAACACAGAAACCCAACGCCCAACAAAAGAAGGCAAAGCGGACACAUGCCAGUCGUGUCGAACCCGGCAACAGUGGCGCCUCCACUCCAACAAGUGCUACAGAAGGCCAAGCUAACAAGAGGAGGAAACUGGUGUCCGCGCCAGUUGGAAACACCGUGAUUGCCGAAACAGUUGACGCUCAACAAGUCAACUUGCCGCGUGAUGAGGAUGGUGGGAUGAGUAACAAGGAGUUCGCCCAACAACUCGCCAAAGCCCAAGCGGGCACCAAGCUGGAACCCUCCAAAAGCCAGCCGACGAGCAAGAAGGAGAGACGUGCUGCAAAGAAAGCAGUACAAGCAAACCAAAAUGGGCAGGAGGCAUCUGGCCUUUCCACAGAGAAUUCAUCUAGCACCGGACGGGACGCGGACGAUGAUUUAUCCCCUGUGGGAUCGCCAGCUACUGGCCCUGUAUCCACCGCGCCGACUUCGCGUGCUGGUGAUGUGUCGGAUAUGUUGGAGGCCCCUACUGCCAAACCAACCACAUUAAGAUUGACAGAUGUCAAGGACGCUUCUCGGACUACCUCCAAGUCAUCAUCCACGGCCUUUGAGCCCGUGUUGUCAAAGAAACAGAGACAACGACAAGCCAAACAAGCGGAGCAGAGGGCAUUGAGAGAAGAAUCUGAUCGCGUCCAUGAAGCCAAGAAACAGGCACAGCUUCGGACUGCCAGAUUGGCGGAAGGUACCUCAAAUCAAACCAAAGCAAAUUCAUUUACUGCGAAACAGAACGCGUGGCAAGGAGGGAAACCCCCUCCGGAAAAAUCAUUGAGGAAUGGUUCAAACCCAGAAGCAGCUCAACUUUUGGACACUUUUGGGAAAGAGGAAACACCUAGGAUCAAAGUCAACGGCAUGGUCAACUCAGAACCCCAAUCAGAGAACCCCAAUCCGGUUCCUGAUUCAUCCAAUGUCAAUGCAGUUCGACAAGAAGUCAGAGAACAUACAAUGAAUGCUCUCGCGGCGUCUAGCCGGGAGAAAUUUGGUCGAUCAGUGUUGGAGACUCGACCCAGUUGGGCGGAUGAAGUGAACGAAGAGGAGCAAGACAAAUGGGCGACUGAACUCGCAAACGAAGAAAAGUGGGAAGCGGUGACGAGAAAGAAAGAAAAGAAGAAAGCUAAGAAGGAUAACGACACCAGCAGCGAGGCAAGCUCCUCAUUGGCACGACCAACAACCACAAACAAGCCAGUGACGAAUGGCAGUAGAGAGAAUGCGAUGAGGCCACGAAUGGAGAAUCUGAAUCGAUUUCAAUCUAUUGAGCCAGCCAUCGACCCAACUUUUCAAGAUGCGGAAUGGGAGGCUUAA
Rhinocladiella mackenziei CBS 650.93 is the source of this 1461-nucleotide messenger RNA. RefSeq lists its product as uncharacterized. Bases 1 to 1461 code for a protein of 486 amino acids. NCBI's taxonomy places the organism in Eukaryota, Fungi, Ascomycota, Eurotiomycetes, Chaetothyriales, Herpotrichiellaceae. The transcript has a single exon. The record is from RefSeq and is a predicted model, not a curated record.